GGCAGCAAGCUCCCAUAAGCUUCUGGGCCCAAACUAGCCUGGGUCUCUGGGUUCCUUUCCGUUGUCCCCGAGUUCUUGGCCUCUGCGCGGCGAGUUGGUCGCGUGCCAGACAGUCGUUAGCGCCGGCCGAGGGUGGGGGGCUCAACAGACUUCACGGAAGCGGGACUGGAACGGGCAGCGACGGUUGGGUGACGCCGGGAGGCGGUUGAGGUGAGGCGGCCCCUCGGGCACCGUGCCAGUUGUGUCGGGAGCCACAAGGCUGAGUGAGAAGGACGGCGCGCGAUAGGCGGCGAUGCAGGGCGCGGCCUGUCUCGGUUUCUAAGAAGGACCCUGAGGAGGAGGAAAGAACAGGUGGAUAUCUGGGAAUUGAAGUUCAGACUUUGAAGGUGACUUACAUAAUUCGUGGUCAUUGACCGGAGAAUCUUGACAGUGAAAGUGUCUCAUUGUAGUGAUGAGCUACAGCCCCGGGAUGUUCAAGAGCUGCUCUGGCUUUCCUGAACUCUGUGCUUCGCCGGUAGAGGAAACCCAUGGAGCGCUAAUUGGUUCUUGGAAUUACGGAACCAUGACUGAUGGGUUGGUGACUUUCAGUGAUGUGGCCAUCCACUUCUCCCAGGAAGAGUGGGAGUGCCUGAGCCCUGCUCAGAGGGACUUAUACAUGGAUGUGAUGUUGGAGAACUACAGUAACUUGAUUUCACUGGGGAUCAAAUCUGAAACCUGGGCAUGUGUCCUGACCAGGAAUCGAACUGACGACCUUUCGGUGCAUGGGACGACACUCAACCAAUUGAGCCACACCAGCCAGGGCACAGAUUUGGAGUCAACAUAUGAGACUGAAAAUAACUUUUCAGGAAAGAACAUUUCUGAAAUAAGUUUUUCCCAAUGGGCAGUAAAGGAAAGAAGUAAAACUGUUGAUCUUGAGGCAUCCAUUUCCGAAAAUAAUUGGAAAUGCAAAAGCAAAUUUGAUGAACUACAGGAACAUCAAGAGGAAUGCUUCAGUCAAAUGAUAAUCAGCUAUGAAAAGCCCACUUGCCAAAAAAGUAAAUCUCUUAUUGCACAUCAAAGACUUAAUCCAGAGAAACCCGACAUUUGUAAGGAAUGUGGGAAGACUUGUAGUCAUGGUUCAAAACUUGUUCAACAGGAGAGAACUCAUACAGCUGAAAAACACUUUGAAUGUAAAGAAUGUGGUAAGGACUUUUUUAGUGCCUAUCAACUCACUGUGCAUCAGAGAUUUCAUACUGGUGAGAAAUCCUACAGAUGUAAGGAAUGUGGGAAGACUUUUAGUUGGGGAUCAAGUCUUGUUAAACAUGAGAGAAUCCACAGUGGUGAGAAGCCCUAUGAAUGUAAAGAAUGUGGAAAGGCCUUUAGUCGUGGCUACCACCUUACUCAACAUCAGAAAAUUCACAUUGGUGUGAAAUCUUAUGAAUGUAAGGAAUGUGGAAAGGCCUUUUUUUGGGCCUCUAGCCUUGCUAAACACGAGAUAAUUCAUUCAGGUGAGAAACCUUAUAAAUGUGAAGAAUGUGGGAAAGCAUUCAGUCGUGGCUAUCAGCUUACGCAGCAUCAGAAAAUCCAUACUGGUAAGAAACCUUAUGAAUGUAAAGUAUGUGGAAAGGCUUUCUGUUGGGGUUAUCAACUUACUCGACAUCAGAUAUUUCAUACUGGCAAGAAACCCUACGAAUGUAAGGAAUGUGGGAAGAGCUUUAAUUGUGGUUCAAGUCUUGUUCAACAUGAGAGAAUUCAUACAGGUGAGAAACCCUAUGAAUGUAAAGAUUGCGGAAAGGCUUUUAGUCGUGGCUAUCACCUUGCUCAACAUCAAAAAAUUCAUACUGGUGAGAAACCUUUUGAAUGUAAGGAAUGUGGGAAAGCCUUUAGUUGGGGUUCAAGCCUUGUUAAACAUGAGAGAGCCCAUACUGGGGAGAAAUCCUAUAAAUGUAAAGAAUGUGGAAAAGUCUUUGGUAGUUUGUAUCAACUUGCUCGACAUCAGAUACUUCAUACUGGAGAGAAACCCUAUGAAUGUAAGGAAUGUGGGAAGACCUUUCAUUGUGGUUCAAGUCUUGCUCAACAUGAGAGAAUUCAUACUGAUGAGAAACCCUAUGCAUGUAAAGAAUGUGGAAAGGCCUUUAGUCGUGGCUACCACCUUACUCAACAUCAGAAAAUUCACAUUGGUGUGAAAUCUUAUGAAUGUAAGGAAUGUGGAAAGGCCUUUUUUUGGGCCUCUAGCCUUGCUAAACACGAGAUAAUUCAUUCAGGUGAGAAAACUUAUAAAUGUGAAGAAUGUGGGAAAGCAUUCAGUCGUGGCUAUCAGCUUACGCAGCAUCAGAAAAUCCAUACUGGUAAGAAACCUUAUGAAUGUAAAGUAUGUGGAAAGGCUUUCUGUUGGGGUUAUCAACUUACUCGACAUCAGAUAUUUCAUACUGGCAAGAAACCCUACGAAUGUAAGGAAUGUGGGAAGAGCUUUAAUUGUGGUUCAAGUCUUGUUCAACAUGAGAGAAUUCAUACAGGUGAGAAACCCUAUGAAUGUAAAGAUUGCGGAAAGACUUUUAGUCGUGGCUAUCACCUUACUAAACAUCAGAAAACUCAUACUGGUGAGAAACCUUUUAAAUGUAACAAAUGUGAGAAGACCUUCAGUUGGAGUUCAAGCCUUGUUAAACAUGAGAGAGCCCAUACUGGUGAGAAAUCCUAUGAAUGUAAAGAAUGUGGGCAGGCCUUUGGUAGUGGGUAUCAACUUGGUGUUCAUCAGACAUUUCAUACUAGUGAGAAACCUUAUAAUGUAAGGAAUUUAGGGAUAUUUACUCAUGGCUCGGACCUUGUUCAACAUGAUAGAAAUUAUAGUAAUGAUAAACCCCAUGAAUAUGAAGAAUGGGCAAGUUUUUAUAUGGUCAACUUAUUCAAUUGAAACAAUAGCUACUGGAGAAGAAAUGUGAAAACAUUUUUUUGUGUAACUUAAACAGAGAAAUCUUAUUCUAGAGAAAACUUAUGAAUGUGAGGAAUGUGCAAAAGCCUUAUCUGUGUGUGGAAAAUUUGGUUGAUAUUAGGAAAUUUAUACUAGUAAGAAAUAUUUUAAAUAUAAGGAAUAUGAAAAGGCCUUUAGACUUCUGCAUAAUCUUAUUGAACAUCAAUGUAUAUUGAUUUGAAACUAUUUAAAUGAAAGGAAUGUAUCUUUAUUCAUGACAUAGAGUCUAAUAAGCAUUGGAGGAUUUAUACUUAUAAGAAACACUUUAAGAAAUGAGAAAAGAACGGAAAUUUAAUUCAGUUCUUGCUCUGUACAUCAGAGAAUUAAUACUGCUGUGAAAUCUUAUGAUUGUAAGGAAUGCAGAAAGGUUUAUACACCGAGUGGCCAGGUUAUUAUGACCACCCCAUCAGUACAAUGAAGUGAAUUAGUUAUGCAAAUAAUAAUAAUAAUAAACCUUGAGAGUAUUUGCUUAGGAAGUUUUCAAUAUUCAGUAUUUUUGGAAGUGUCAGUGAAGUACUGAUGGAGUGGUCAUAAUAAUCUGGCCGGUCAUAAUAAUCUGGCCACUCAGUGUAGAUGUAAUAAGCACCUUAGAUACAUCAGAGAACUCAUCCACAUGAGAAACCCUUAGAUUAGAAUGCAGGAACACCUUUAGACAAGUGUUACUCGAACUUGUUUAGAGACUAGUACUAGUCUACAAAAUUGUUACCUGUGCAUCAUAAGAUAAAUGCAGAAAAUGAAAGUAACUGUUUGGAAACAUUUAUAGCAAUUUGAUAGUGCCAUAACGUCAUUGCAUUUUACAAAAGUAUCAAUUAGCCCAUGAAUGAUUGGAAAUUAAAAACAAAAGUUUGCCCUUAUCCAGAAAUAAUUGAGACAACAUUCAUACUUUUAUAAAUGUGACACAAGUUACGAUAUGAUUAAUUGGAACAAGAAAUCCCUCACUUGUCACCUGAUUAGCAGAUUAUUCAUGCUAUAGGAAGAUUUGGCUAAUGUGGGAAUCACAACUUCCUUAUGCCCAUAAAAGUAUAGAGAAUUUACACCAAGUAUGUUCAUUUAGUAAAUGUACAGAAGGCUUCUAACACUACUCAGUCUUUGUUAAAUUUUAUUUUGAAUAAUAAAUAUCCAUUAUUUAUGUAAUUAUUUCUGUGAUGUAACACAGACAGGAAGCCCCUUAUCCAUGGCACAAACCAUACUGAUUGUCAUCACCAUUCCACCUCUCACUCCCUUUGGGUUGUUGAACAAAAUGUUUAUCCCUUUUGGGGAUCAUCUUUAAAAUGCUGGUGAUGGUAACUAAUAGUACUUUUGUAAAGAGUGGAUAGAUUUAUAUGCAUCAAAUCCUUGGAAGAGUAUCUGGUGUGUAGCCUAUGCUCAAUGCAUAUUAGCUGUUGUUCUUAUCCUCCUCAUUAGUAUUACUACUAGUGAAUUCUUAGGAGAGGAAUGCUCAUUGGCAUAAUGAAUUUAGGAAAGCUUUUCAUAACCACUUAUGAAUUUGAGUUUCAGGUAGUUCAUUCUGGAUAAAAUUCAGUAAAACAAAACCUGAGAGGAUUUUUAUUCAGAAUUUAUCCCUUAAGCUUCAUAAAACAUUAAGACUGAAAAUAAAUGUGGAUUUAGCAAGUGUUAAGCUGGGAAUAUACUUGAAGAACCAGGGAGAGGUGUGAAACAAUUUGCCUGAAAUGAAUUCCAACAGACAGGUAGGCAAUAAUUAUAAUUCCUUGUUCACAUUUCAAGAUAAUUUAGAGAUUACAAAGGAAAAAAAAUGGCCCAUUUGAGAAUUCUUUCCCAAAAUCUUACGACAAUUUUCAGACAAGUUUAAAGAAUAGUAUAAUGAAUAUACUCUUCUCUACCUAGAAUCAAUAAUUGUUAACAUUUGGCCAUAUUUGCCUUUCUCUCUGAAUAUAUGUGUAUGUAUAUUCAUGUAGCAUUUGACUUAUAUAUAAGUCAUGAUAGUUCAUUCCUGAACACAUUAGCAUGUACCCUUUUAGAUUAAGAACAAUCUUAUUUUAAUACCGUUGUUAUACAAGAAAAUUAUCAAUAAUUCUGUAAUACUAGUAUUCUUUUCUAUUUCAUAUUUCCCAGUGCUCCCAAUAAUUUAUCCUAUUGCUAUUUAUUUUCUUUUUAAAAAAUAUAUAUGUUCUUAUUGAUUUUUAGAGAGAGGAAAAAGGAGAGAGAGAUAGAAACAUCAAUGUGAGAGGAACAUCAAUUGGUUACCUCCUGCAGCCCCCUACUGGGAUGGAGCCCACAACUUGGGCAUUACCCUGACCGGGAAUUGAUCUGGUGACCUUUUGGUGCAUGGGUCGACGCCUGGUGCACUGAGCCACACCGCUGGGCACUAUUUACUUUCUAACCAGCAUCUUCUUUAUAUUCAUGCAUUGUAUUUGGUUGUCAUGUCUCUAGAUUUUAGUCUUGAACAGACAGGAAAGCUGUUUUACAGAAUGAGUACAUUCUAGACUUGUUUCUUUCCCCAUUAGGAAAUAGUGCAUUAAGAAAAAAAUUGAAUCGCAAGACUAAAGUCUCACAUUGAAAAAUGACCAGGAUAAAUUUUAGGUUAGUCUACAGGUAGACCCAUAAUGGUCAAAUAUUGACUGCAUAAAAGUUGUUGAAUAAACUAUAGCUGCUUGUGGAAGGACAAUUUGGAGAUGUUCUUUUCUUUUUCUUUCUUUUUUUAACCAUAACUGACAUAGUAAGUUCUGAAGAUCUAAGUAUCACAGCUGAUGAGCACAAAGGGACUGAAAGCUGAAAAAUAAGCAGCUGGGAAUGUACUGAUGUUCACCAGUCAUGUAAAGUGAUAAGACAGGAGAGAGAAUAAAAGGGAACAAAUUAGCUCACCAGAACCAGGACAGUAUGAUACUGGUCUUUGAGGAGCCACAUGUUAUGACUCAAUGAUGUGGUCAAUGGGUGUUUUUAUAUCUUAUUAGUUCUGGGAAAUAAAAUCAAUUGAAUUCCUUUACUGUGGUCUAAGAUGAAUCUGAAGAGGAUUUAUGCCUUUUCUCCACACUGCCCAAAGGAAUAGCUCUUUUUUUUAAAUAUAUUUUUUAAUUACAGGUGACUUACAAUAUUGUAUUAGCUUUAGGUGUACAACUCAGUAAUUAUAUAACUUACUAAGUGGUCACCCUGAUAACUCUAGUACAUAUAUGACAUGAUCAUGUCAUAUAUACAUACUUACUAUAAUAAUAGAGGCCCGAUGCAUGAAAAUUUGUGAAAGAAUAGGCCUUCCUUCCCCUGGCUGCUGGCACCAGCUUCCCUCCGGCACUUGGGACCCAGGCUUCCCUCCUCUGGCUGCCGGCAGGCACCUGGCACCCGUGCUGGCUUCCCCCGGGCCACCCACAGGCACCUGGGACCCCAGCUGGCUUCCCCCGGGUCGCCCACAGGCGCAGGUAACCAGGACCCGGGCUGGCUUCCCCCAGGCCACCUGCAGGCACCUGGCACCUGGGCUGGCUUCCCCCGGGUGCCCACAGGACCCAGGCUGGCUUCCCCGCAGCCCUGGCUUUGUCAGGAAGGACGUCUGGUCUAAUUAGCAUGUUACCCUUUUAUUAUAGAUUAUUGACUACUAGAGUAGUCUGUCCUUUUGCCGCCACUGGGUGCAUGAAAUUCGUGCACAGGUGUGGUCCCUAGGCCUGGCCUGCAAUUGAAACGUGAACAUCUGGUGUGGAAGGGCAGGUCUCAGCUGACCUCUGGGCCCUGAGCAGCCUCCUGCGUGUCCCCUCCGCCUAAGUCACAGCGCCUGAGUCCCCACACAGAGAUGCAGUGAGUGUGGCUGGACGCCGCGGGCUGGGGCGCAGCAUGGGCCUCUGGGCUGCCCAGCAGCACCACACGGAAGCUGGACAGACAAUGUACUCUCUCCCAGUUGGCCUCACAGACUGGUUCCUGCGUGAACCCACAGGGAGCCCAACCGGCCCUUGCCAUCCAGGCCGCUGUGGCCUGGCUCACCGGGAAGAGGCUGCAUGGGUGUAGGGCGGGCUCCUCACAGGUGCCUGGAACCUGAGUGUGGGGGCUUCCUCAGCAUGUGAGCCCUGGAGUCCCAGGGAAGGGUAGCAGGGAGAGUAAGAGCGAGCUCGGUGGACACCCCACAUUCUCAAGGCACCUCCGUCCCCGUCACUACCGCCCUCCAGGUAGCUGGCAAGAGGUCACAGCCCCCAUCUGGUGUCACAGGAGAUUGGUCGCCUCCACCUACCCCCAGAUCCUGUCCCAGCCCAGGUCCCAAGCCCUAAUCAGGCGAUCAGGGCCUGCCAGCUGCUGGUCACCAUCUGCAGGGGCGAUUGGUCGGGGAUGGGCCACCCACUUGGCUCCCUCAGCUCCGCUCCCCACCUCCGCCACUGGUUGCCAUCUGCAGGGCGAUGAGCGGGGCGAUUGGGCCCCCACUCGCACCCACCUUGGCCUGGCACCGCCUGCUUACCUGCUCCACCAACCCACCACGGUCUUGCUCUUGUCAGGGCCCAUUGGGGCCAGCAGCACCUCCACUGCCACCCACUGCCAGCAUCAUGUCGCCAACGCCCACCAUGUUCCGCGCCACCCCCUGGUGGUCAGUGCACAUCAUAGCGAGCGGUCAAACUCCUGGUCAAACAAUUUGCAUAUUAGUCUUUUAUUAUAUAGGAUAUUUCCUAUGCUGUACACUACAUCCCUUGGCUAUUCUUAGUAGUUCUUCGUCCCUUCAUCUUUUCACUUACUCCUCCAACCCCACUCAUCUGGCAACCAUUAAGAUUAUGAGUAUUUCUGUUUUGUUUGUUAGUUUAUUCUGUUUUUUAGAUUCUACAUAUAAGUAAAUCAUAUGGCAUUUGUCUUUCUUUGUCUGACAUUUCAAUCAACACAUUACCUUCUAGAUCCACCGUAUUGCUGUAGAUGGCAAGAUUUUAUUUUUUUUAUGGCUGAGUCAUGUUUCAUUGUAUAUAUGCAAUAGUUCUUUAUCAUUCAUCUAUUGAUGGACACUUAGAUUACUUCCAUAUCUUGGCUACUGUAAAUAAUGCUGCAAUGAACAUAUGGAAGUAUAUGUCUUCCUGAUUUAGUGUUUUGGGUUUCUUUAAGAUAAAUACCCAUGCCCUAGCUGGUUUGGCUCAGUGGAUAGAGCAUCAGCCUGCAGACUGAAGGGUCACAGGUUCAGUUCCAGUAAGGGCACAUGCCCAGGUUCGGGCUCGAUCCCUAGUAGGGGGUGUGCAGGAGGCAGCUGAUCAGUGAUUCUCAUCAUUGAUGUUUCUAUCUCUCCCUCUCUCUGAAAUCAAUAAAAAUAUAUUGAAAAAUAAAUACCCAGAAGUGAAAUGGCUGGGUCCUUCUUUGUCUCUUUUUACAUAGCCUUUGUUUAAAAGUCUUUUUUGUCUGGUAUAAGUAUUGCUACCUAGCUUUUGGUUUGUUUCCAUUUUCAUAAAAUACUAGAGGCCCAGUGCAUGAAAUUCAUGCACAGGGGGUGGGGGUCCCUCAGGCCGACCUGCACCCUGUCCAUUCUGGGACCCCUGCGGGAUUGAGCUUAAACCAGCAGUCAGACAUCCCUCUUGCAAUCCGGGACCGCUGGCUCCUAACUGCCCUCCCCUGCUGGCCUGGUUGCCCCUAACUGCUCUCCUCUGCUGACCUGGUCGCUCCUAACCACCUCUGCCUUGGCCCCCGCCACCGUGUCUUUAUCCAGAAAGACAUCUGGAAGGGUGUCUGGAAGAUGUCUGGUCUAAUUAGCAUAUUACCCUUUUAUUAGUAUAGAUAUUUUCUGUUCCUUUAAUUUCAGUCUGUGUCUUUCGAUCUGAAGUGUAGACAGCAUGUGUAAGGGUCUCUUGUUAUCCAUUCAACCUCCAUAUGUCUUUUGAUUAAAGCAUUUAACCUAUUUCCAUUUAAAGUAAUUGUUGAUAGAAGAGUAUUUAUUGCUAUUUCAUUAAUCAUGUGUUUUUUGUCAUUGUUCUUAAUCCUCACCCAAGGAUAUUUUUCUGUUGAUUUUUAGAGGAAGUGAAAAGGAGAGGGAGAGAGACACAGAAACACUGAUGUGAGAGAGACACAUCAGUUAGUUGCAUCAUGCACACACUCUGACCAGGACCAGGGAUUGAGCCUGCAACCAAGGUAUGUGCCCUUGUCCGGAAUUGAACCCAGGACCCU
This is a messenger RNA of Myotis daubentonii (Daubenton's bat), 9010 nucleotides long. RefSeq names its product zinc finger protein 283 (gene ZNF283). The record is from RefSeq and is a predicted model, not a curated record. Gene Ontology annotation, cellular component: nucleus. Bases 452 to 2890 code for a protein of 812 amino acids. Gene Ontology annotation, biological process: regulation of DNA-templated transcription. The transcript is spliced from 7 exons. NCBI's taxonomy places the organism in Eukaryota, Metazoa, Chordata, Mammalia, Chiroptera, Vespertilionidae.